Panicum virgatum (switchgrass) is the source of this 2037-nucleotide messenger RNA. RefSeq lists its product as uncharacterized. The transcript has a single exon. Lineage: Eukaryota; Viridiplantae; Streptophyta; Magnoliopsida; Poales; Poaceae. The coding region runs from base 718 to 1731 and encodes 337 amino acids. The record is from RefSeq and is a predicted model, not a curated record.
AUGGGCGCGGCGCUUCCUUUUGUGGCCGCAGGUGCCGCCGCCCGUUCCGUUUGGGAAGUUUCAGUGGGAGCGCCGCGGCAGAGGAAGAACGGGAUGCGUCUCUUUUCCAAUUUCCACCACCAUCGUUGCCGCCGCCAGGUUCCAGCCAGCGGGCUAGCAACAAAGCGAGCGCGGGCGCGCGGUCUACUCCUAGCAGCCGCCUUGGGAGGCGAAAACGAGACUCGCCUCGGGUGGGUGCAUGCGCCCGGAGGAAUUUGUGCUCCCGUCCACUCAGUCCAGCCCCACCGCCACCGGCGACUAGAAACGGACGGAAUUGAAGUGGUGGCGCGCACAGUGGUAACGGAAGAGGCGCUUGUGGGGUUGGAGACGGGACGGGACGGGGGGGAAUUAUACCUACCUUGCAAGCCCCCCGGUGUAUCGCCUGGCAGUGUCAGGCUUCCCGAUCAAGAGAUACCUUCCUCCUGCGAUUACCGAACCACUCGCCCUUUCAUCUCCUCCUCGCCCUCUCUCGCUGUCCUAAUGCCCGUCGCCAUCGCCGGCCCAGCAUAGUGCCGGGGCGGCCGUUGCUGCCCGCAAAGCCGUCCCAGCACGCCCCGCCUCUGCCCCGGUGGUGAGCGGCGGCCGGCCGAAGAAUUCCCGCGUGGGGGGAGGGGUGGAGGAGAAGAGGGAACCCGUCCGAGGACAGGAGAGGAGAGGAGCGGAUCGGCUGGGGCUUUCAUGAAGGACCUAGUGUCGUGCUUCAGCGAGCACGCCGUGCGGAUCUCCGACGUCGCCUGCUCCGGCGCCGCCAAUGCGGCGGCCUGCGCCCCGGGCCCCGGCGGGGCAGCUGGAGGCAGGGCGGCGGCGUCGGCGGCCGUCAGCGCGGUCACCACCGGGUACCGGUCUUGGCUCGCCGCGUCCGGGAAGGAGCUGCUCGUCGAGGUCACGUGGUCGCGGGCGCCCGACGGGCCCGCGCUCUCCGUCGCCGUCCACGAGGCCUCCGCCGCCGCCGCCGCGCCGCGACACCUGCACAAGAAGAAGGGGAGCGGGACGUUCACGGCGGGCAGCUGCGUGGUGGGCGUCUUCUGGGACUACGCCGCGGCGCGGUACGCCGCCGUAGGCGCCGGGCCCGAGCCGGCCUCCGGGUUCUACGUCGCCGUCGUGGCGGACGCCGAGUUCGUGCUGCUGCUGGGCGACCUCAGCCGCGGGUACGUCGAGCGGCUGCACGGCGGGAUACCGGUCGCGGGCUCCCGGGUGGCGCGCCGCCGGGAGCGGUUCGUCGGGUGCGGGUGCUGGUCCACGAGGGCCCGGUUCCUGGAGGCCGGCGCGGAGCACGAGAUCGCCGUCGCGGUGCUGGACGGCGACGCCGAGGCCUGGGUCGCCGUGGACGGCCGCAAGGUGGUGCAGCUCCGCCGGCCGCGGUGGAACUUCCGCGGCAGCCACACCAUCUUCGUCGACGGCGGCGCGCCGGUGGACAUGACGUGGGACCUGCACGGCUGGCUGUUCCACGCCGGCGCCGAGCCGCCCCACGCGUCCUCCUCCUCCGCCGCCGCCUCCUGCGCCGUGUUCACGUUCCAGGCGCGCGGCGCGUCGGAGACAAGGCUGUGGACGGAGGACGACGACGGCAGCGCCGGCGAGGAGCUGGAGAAGCCGGCGAGCGGCCGGCGACACAAGCCCGGAGGCGGAGGGGCAUCGGGGCAGGGGUUCUGCCUGCUGAUCCAAGGCUUCAGGGGCUUUUCCAAGAGCACUUAACCUGUACAUGCCGUUAGGGACUUUCCAUCGCCAUUUUUUUUCACUUCUUCUUCUUGAUUUGUGUGCUUGGAAGAAUGGAUUAGGAUCGGCGUGCUGCUGGUUGACCACUUGUUGAUUAAUCCGAACAUGACAAGGGGUGUGUGAUUGUGAAUGGUAGGAUAGGAGGGGAGGCUGACAUACGGAAAGAGAUGCUUUCGUUUCAGUUUGCUGCGUCACUGUCCUGAUUUCACACGACAUGACUGUAACAGUGUUCUUCUGCAACUGACUUAUCAGAAAUACACUAAAGAUUGGAUCUUUUUUACCUUA